Molecule: messenger RNA, 4946 nt
Organism: Larimichthys crocea (large yellow croaker)
Lineage: Eukaryota; Metazoa; Chordata; Actinopteri; Sciaenidae
Gene: tmem64
Product: transmembrane protein 64
Exons: 3
Coding region: 836-1894 (352 amino acids)
Biological process (GO): positive regulation of osteoclast differentiation; regulation of cytosolic calcium ion concentration; positive regulation of bone resorption
Cellular component (GO): endoplasmic reticulum
Source: RefSeq, a predicted model, not a curated record
GAUUGGAUCAGAGCGGCCAACUGCUGGUCACGUGCGCUGAGGUUAGUUGGCAUUCUGGGACAAACAGUCGGUGGCAGCGACAACAGCAGCAGUUUGCACCGAGGAGGCAGAGAAACAACUACACCCAGCUAGCAGGGAGGGAGGAAAGACAACUGUUUCUUUAUGUCCGUCUCCUCAGUCUUUUGUCGCCACUCUUUUAUCCGGGAGAACCGGACGAGCAGGCCAGCUACGACGGUUUUAUCCCUGAAAGGCAGCGGUGGACUUUAUCCGCGCAGGGGAGUAAGUUAGCCGCGCACUGAUUUAUGCUAGUUAGCUGGACGGGGUAAUGCUGCCGGAGACAUAAAAGUUGAUGUCCUCGCACCUCCUCUUGGAUUCUGGUUCAUCUUUAGUCCAAAAGAAGUGUCGGAUUGUUUUUUUUUGUCAGUGUCCUCCUCGCAGCUCGUCUCUCUCCUGCCCCCUGACAGCUCCCUCCAUCCAUUGACUCUGCAUCGUCCUGAGCUGAGGGUUUGGUGACAACUCUGAAUAUGGCGAGUGUUUCAGACAGAGACCACAAACCUGACACUUCUCAGUCAUUGGACUGGCGCCUUGGCCAGCUAGUGUACCCUAGAUAAACACUGUUAAACUGGACAGUUCAUGUAAUGGCCAAGGAGAGUGACGGAUACUAUCUUUAUGUCUGCUGAAGCCCAUCUUCUCUAAAGUUCAUACUUUACCUCUGUUGAUAUCUCUAGACAUGGACUUGAUGUAAAGACUGUGUGGAAAUCCCAAACGUCAACAUUCAUCUCAGCCCUGCCGCUGGUCCCCCCCCCCCCCCCCCACAGCUUAUUUGAGGGCCAACAUGUCAAUGUCGGGGUCCACGACCGUGCAGCUUUUCACCAAGCUGGUCAAACACGCUGUGGGCAAGGCGCAGAUUCAGCUGAACCGCUGGCUGCAGAGGACUGCCACAGAUGAGUGUGACAAAAUUGACAUCCUGAUAUGCAGCGCCUUCGACGAGACAGGGGCGGUCGUGGGGAAGUCGGACGGAGACCCCGAGGUUGUCAGUGCCACAGGGGGGACGACCUUCAGCAACAGCGGAGAGUUCAGGCACCCGUGCUGUAUCACCACCUUUUGCUUCAAGAGCGCCCUGCUGGCAUGCAUCCUGACUGCUGUGUGUUUCUCCUCUGUUGCCCUGGUGCGCCAAUACCUCAAGGACCUCCUGCUCUGGGUGGAGAGCUUGGACAGUCUCGUCGGAGCCCUGCUGUUUAUAGUCGGUUUGAUUAUCGUGUCUUUCCCGUGUGGAUGGGGAUAUAUUGUUCUUAAUGUGGCAGCUGGCUACCUCUACGGCUUUGUGCUGGGCAUGGGACUAGUUAUGGUGGGAGUUUUAAUAGGGACCUUUGUGGCACACCUGGUGUGCAAACGACUAUUGACUGACUGGGUGCUGAACAAGGUCGGGAACAGUGAACAGCUCAGCGCUGUCAUACGAGUGGUGGAGGGAGGAAGUGGACUCAAAGUUGUGGCCUUAGCGAGACUCACUCCCAUACCUUUUGGGCUCCAAAAUGCAGUUUUCUCGAUCACAGACGUGUCCUUGCCAAACUACCUGGUGGCCUCCUCUGUGGGUCUGUUGCCCACUCAGCUUCUCAACUCCUACCUGGGCACCACGCUUCGCACCAUGGAGGAUGUCAUUGCUGAGCAGAGUGUCAGCGGCUACUUUGUAUUCAGCCUGCAGAUCAUCAUCAGCAUCGGCCUGAUGUUCUACGUCGUGCACCGGGCUCAGGUAGAGCUCAACGCAGCCAUCGCAGCCUGCCAGAUGGAGCUGAAGUCGUCACACAUGAAUGGUUCCUCCACCAAUCACGGCGGCUUCACCUACUGCAGCAAGAGGGCAACAGCUGGCAGCGGAAACUGCAUCAACGUUGUGUGAGCGCCAACCGACACGCAAUGCAGUGAGCUCGUACGACUCGGUCAGAUUGCAGAGCUUGAGGGAAUCUGCCGAGUUAAGACAGGGGGUCUGAAAUACGUUGGUGGCGUGUUAUAUUAUUUUCAACAUCGUUUUUUUUUCAUCGUAUUUUGACCACCCUCGUGAGAAACCCCUUGAGAGCGUACGUCUUUUUUCGGUACAGUGUUUCAGAUGUGUGGGACCACGCACGUUUGAGAGAACAGUGCUAAAGAAAAUGUUUUGCGGUACAUCAUCUCGGGAGGUUUUGUUUAUUUUUUUAAAUUAUUUUCAUUAAGGUAAUUUGUAACAUUCACUGUUACAUGAGAUGUCAAUGAAACGAUGAUAUUUAGAGAUAUCAGAGGUGGCUGAGUGAAUCAUGAAAAAAAAAAAAUUAGGAGGCAUUAACUGCCUGCUAACACUAUGAAUGUGCAAUCUGGAGCUUUCUAGAGAACCAAGGAAUUGUUUUUCAUUUCAUUGUCAAAAGAAUGCCAACCUAUGCACCUUUCUUUCAUACUGCAUCUGUCUUAUUUGAAGGGAUCUUAUAAUUAAUUCACGGUACAAAUAAAAAGGGCAUUAUUAAUAUUUUUGAAAGAUUUUGGCUGUUCAGUCCAGUUCAUUUGUGUUUCAAGUGUCUUAUUUUUGGACUAUCAAGAGAGAGGAGCAUCAGCGGCCUCUCUUGACUGUGUGAUUUCUGCUGGCAUACGACCACAUCAGCUCAAUCGGCCUUGUCUGCCCGGAGAUCAUUUUAGCGCUUCUGCAGUUUUGAUAAGAGCAGCUGGAGCGGAGAGCAGAUUUCCCAGCAGGAGUCUCAGGAAUGUUUCUGCCAGGAAAGUUUAAAGUGUAAGCGUGAUCAGCUCCUCUGUAGCUUAGCCAUGUGUUCUGCUACAGAAAGAUUCCCACAGUGAACUGGAAACAAGAUGUCAAGCUUUCCUGCAAAUGUUUGGAAUUCACUUUGAUUUGUUUUUUUUGGUUUACAUUUUUAUUUGGCUGUGAGAUUAUCCAUUAGGAUUAUUACAUAGUUUUCGUUUAAGGUCGCUUAAUUUUCCGACAAUUCUGUGCAAUACGAAGAGCGGUGACAAAAUGGCAUGAAUGUCAUAUUUCAGUGCUGAAACCAAACUAAUCAGAAACGCUCUAACGCAACAAAAAUAACACAAACCCAAGUCUGUGUUCAUUUAAGGUUCUACUUAACAUAGACGAGUAAGCUAGAUAGGAAGAGGAGGCUGUUAUUUUUUAUGUGCCAUAAUUUGAUAAAGCUUAUCACAACACUGGCCCCACCUGAGCUGAGGCUACAUGUGACUUAUGACUUCUUUUAUGACUUAAUGUUGCCGGUAAUUCUAGAAAUGAUCUGUGAACUUUUUUUUUGUGUGUUUUAGCUCUUAAUACUACAAUAACAAAGCUCUUGUGCCGUAGGUUCUUUUGCACAGUCCACUACAACAAAUGUUAUUUUCAUACAGAGGUUAAACCAGGAAGGGGUUUGGUUGGUGGAAACUGGAAAGUGGUGUGUCUCAGAAGCCGACAAUCAAACACAACAUGGACACUAAGUGAUGAAUGUGAUAAUACUUAUUUUUACAUGAAUUAUUGUGAUGCUGCUCCUCAGAUUAAGUCUGAUUGAGGAAUAAUAAGGGCUCCUAUAUGAUAAUAUCCAUCUUUAUGUCCCUGUGUUUGUUCACAAAAGCCUAUUUUGUAACACUGGCACAACUUUAUGUUUCUCUUCUUUUUUUUUUUUUGUACGACUGUUUUGUUUUUGUUUUUUUGUUUGUUUGUUUUUCAAGCCAGAUUUAAUGUUCUCCCAAACACAUUCCAUGCUGUCAGACCUUUUUGAAAGGCUGUCGUUAUUUUCAUGAUAAAUGUUGGUUGAAAGGGCCCCUUCCUCUCUGAAUUUAGCAAUAAUGUUUGAAAGCAAAAAAAAAAUAUAUAUAUAUAUAUAUAUAAAAGUCCCACCGUUAUGAUCUUUAGCAAAGUGUUGGGAAUAGCUGUUUACUACCAGUGUUUAAAAUCUUUCUCUCUCAAAAGUGAACAAAAAACAAACAAACUGCAUUCGAGUUGUAAGUCGACCCAUGUUCCACUCUAAGGUUGAGUGUCGAUAUUCCCAGGUUUGUGUUACAGUGUUCAACCUGCCUCUUACCUCCCGCUGCCUCUGACGGACAUUUCUGCGCUGCCAAUGAUGUGACACAUGAAGAGACACACAAGACAUCUGUGAUCAGAACAGCUUGUUCAGAUUUGUAGCACCUUCUUUGGAGUGUCCCUAAACCUACUGAUAGCUUAUUGAUGUUUAGAGAUCAGCCUGUCACUUGAAAUUCCAACCCAGACCUUUUUUUCAGUUUCUUACUUGAAUUGAAAGUUUACCUGGAGAGAGAUGAGUACAUUUUAUGGCUGCGAGAUUUUUAAAAUCUGCUGGCUGCUCUCACCAUCUCACUUCCUAAAGGUGUGGAAAUAUUUUUUCACAGCGCUUGAUGAAAGAAAGUCUUAAACCUGACAGCAGUGACAUAUUUUAGGACGUGUUAUACCCUCCAAACAAAGUGUGAGUCGAUGAAGCUGUUCUGCUCAGAUGUGGAAAAGAAGUCUGUUUAUUGCAAAAACCAAGUACAUUAAACUUGAUCGGCCAUCGUGGAUACACUUCAUAAUUUUUUUGUCUCAACUGGGAUUUUUGAAAACUUGAGAUUGUGGAAAAACGAGCAGUUUUACAGUACAGACAUUGGUUCUUCCUAGGUGGGCUCUACUUAACUUAGAUAUAGUUAUGCAACAACUGAUUCCUAAGGGAAGUAUAUUUCAUAGACACCCACGCAAGACCUGAAUCUGGGAUGUAACUGCACACCUGAACAGUUGUAGAGGAGUGCAGUGUGAUGGUAUUAACUUCAAGUUAGGGGUCUCGUUCGGUGCUAUGAAAUGCAAUACUUCCCAUCUGUAUCAAGUGCAUUACACAUAUGCUGUAUUUUGUAAUACAGAGAAUUUUACAGUGCAUAAAUAUUGAUAUUUAUCGCUGUAUGAUGCUUGUUCAGUGUUAUUUAUGAGAGACAAAAUAAAACCUGUCUGACUU